Messenger RNA from Penaeus vannamei (Pacific white shrimp), 454 nucleotides. The record is from RefSeq and is a predicted model, not a curated record. NCBI's taxonomy places the organism in Eukaryota, Metazoa, Arthropoda, Malacostraca, Decapoda, Penaeidae.
UCCCUCCCUCCCCCAUCCCCUACCCACAGGCAUGCGCAUCUGCACCACCGGGUACGUGACUGGCAUGCGAGGGAAUGUGUUGGAGCCCCAGGGUAUCGUGCAUGACGAUGUGGCUGUGGCGAAUAUGGAAAUGGAAUGUGACAAUGGCAAGGAGGUCAUCACCGGUGUCAUGGGGCAGAAGUUCACCCCUGGGAAGUGGGGCGAGUGGGCAAGGUGUGACAGCGGGUCGGCCGUGUGUGGCAUUCAGGUCAAGUGGGAGGAGCCUGUUUUGGGAGACGACGCAGCCACGACCAACGUCAUCCUCUUCUGCUGUACCCUGUAACAUGUUCAAGACACGUUCCGUUGUAAGGGGAUUCCCCAACGACUGUUAUGGUUUGGGUGAAUGACUGGUCGCCAACUUCAAUAAAGUUUAUUGCCUCUUGGACAUGAAAAUAAAAAGAAGAAAAAUAUUGAA